AAAGCGCGCACACACUCUUAUUACCAUUAUCCUUCAUUUCAUCAUUUGGGUUCUUCCCAGUGCUUAAUCCACCUGUCAGCUCUGUUUGGCACCGGUUCUUCCAAAAUGUCGGAUCUUGAGGUUCCCCUUCGUCCCAAGAGGAAGAAGAAUUUGGUGGACUAUCUUGUCCAAUUCAGAUGGAUCAUUGUUAUCUUCUUCGUCCUUCCUCUCUCCUUCCUGUAUUACUUCUCCAUAUAUUUAGGGGAUGUUAGGUCUGAUUGCAAAUCUUUCAAGAAGCGUCAGAAGGAGCAUGACGAUAAUGUUAAAAAGGUUGUGAAGCGUCUAAAAGAGAGGAAUGCAUCUAAGGAUGGUCUUGUCUGCACAGCUAGGAAACCCUGGGUUGCUGUUGGAAUGAGAAAUGUGGACUACAAACGUGCUCGUCAUUUUGAAGUUGAUCUUUCUCCAUUUAGAAACGUCCUUGACAUCGACAAGGAGCGAAUGGUUGCUAGAGUUGAGCCUCUAGUCAAUAUGGGCCAAAUAUCUAGAGUUACUGUCCCUAUGAAUCUUUCCCUUGCAGUUGUCGCUGAGCUUGAUGAUCUAACUGUUGGCGGUCUGAUCAACGGCUACGGGAUUGAAGGAAGCUCUCACAUUUAUGGACUGUUCUCCGAUACUGUUGUGUCAUAUGAGAUUAUUCUAGCGGAUGGGCAGGUAGUUAGAGCUACAAAGGACAAUGAAUAUUCUGAUCUGUUCUAUGCUAUACCAUGGUCUCAAGGGACAUUGGGGCUUCUCGUUUCAGCUGAGAUCAAGCUCAUUCCUAUCAAGGAAUACAUGAAACUUACUUAUAAACCAGUAGUUGGUAAUCUGCAAGAGAUUGCGCAGGCUUAUAUAGAUUCUUUUGCACCUAGAGACGGAGAUCAGGAUAAUCCUGACAAGGUUCCAGAUUUUGUAGAAACCAUGGUGUACAAUCCCACAGAAGCUGUUUGCAUGACCGGUAGAUAUGCUUCGAAAGAAGAGGCCAAGCAGAAGGGCAAUGUGAUCAAUAGUGUCGGUUGGUGGUUCAAACCCUGGUUUUACCAGCAUGCUCAAACUGCCCUGAAGAGGGGGGAAUUUGUAGAGUACAUUCCAACUAGGGAAUACUACCACAGGCACACAAGGUGCUUGUAUUGGGAAGGGAAACUUAUCCUUCCAUUUGGCGAUCAGUGGUGGUUUAGGUAUCUUUUAGGAUGGCUCAUGCCGCCCAAGGUUUCUCUACUUAAAGCUACUCAAGGCGAGGCCAUUAGGAACUAUUACCAUGACAUGCAUGUCAUUCAGGAUUUGCUUGUUCCUCUUUACAAGGUUGGAGAUGCUCUCGAGUGGGUCCACCGUGAGAUGGAGGUGUAUCCCAUCUGGCUCUGCCCACACCGACUCUACAGGCUGCCAUUGAAAACCAUGGUGUAUCCUGAACCAGGGUUUGAGCUGCACCGCAGGCAAGGUGACUCACCAUCUGCUCAAAUGUACACCGAUGUUGGUGUCUACUAUGCUCCCGGACCUGUUUUGAGGGGUGAGGUCUAUGAUGGUGCAGAGGCAGUCCGUCAGUUGGAGAAUUGGUUGAUCGAAAACCACGGAUUUCAGCCACAAUAUGCUGUCUCCGAGCUGACAGAGAAGAACUUCUGGAGGAUGUUUGAUGGCGGCCUAUACGAACACUGCAGGAAAAAGUACAGAGCCAUUGGAACAUUCAUGAGCGUGUACUAUAAGUCCAAGAAAGGAAAGAAGACGGAGAAGGAGGUGCAAGAUGCUGAGCAAGAAACAGCUGAACUUGAGACCCCUGAAGUUGAUGAGCCCGCGGAUUGAAUUUAGAUUGGUUUUCAUGGACUUCUCUCUACUUUUCUCAGUUCUGUUGUGCAGUGUCUGAAUUAUCUAUCUGUUAGUUCCCUUUGUCUGUUUGCCUGUAAUGGCAGCUUUGACUUUCCUUUUAAUCAGCUAGACUGGAUUUAGUUAAACUAUUGAUUUGGUGCUAAACUAGAAUUUGUGUUGAAACUUGAUGGAAAGCCAUGUUUCAUAUGCUGUUUGUAUUUUGAUAUGCUAUGAUUUCUCCUUCA
Molecule: messenger RNA, 2057 nt
Organism: Nicotiana tabacum (common tobacco)
Lineage: Eukaryota; Viridiplantae; Streptophyta; Magnoliopsida; Solanales; Solanaceae
Source: RefSeq, a predicted model, not a curated record